CAGACCUUCCCCGGAGACAUCCCAGAUGAAGGCCCAAAUCGCCCCCUCAUCGCGCCGCUCGCGCCAAUGGCAACACUGCGCGCGGAGUACGAGAACGGAUCGCAGGGCUUCGUGAAGCAAAUCGACUGGCUCAUGAGUCAGGGGUGGGUCGGCAUCCGACGCACGCGUGGAGACGGCGACUGUUUCUAUCGGUCGCUCGCCUUCGCAUACAUCGAGAGCAUCCUGAACGCCCCAGAUACACUCCUCGCUGCCACGAGUGCGUUGUCGGUCCUCGAAGCGACACUUCCGCAGCUGGAGGGCGUAGGCUUCCAGAGGCUUGUCUUUGAGGACUUCUAUGACGCCUUGGCAGGCCUGAUCAACUCGAUCAUCACGCCAGUCAACGGACAGAUCUUGACGAUCGACAGGCUUCUGGCGGAAUUCAACAACCCGGAAGUGUCAAACUCUGUGGUCGUCUAUCUGAGACUGCUCACUUCCGCUGAGAUCAAGACCAACGCGGAGUAUACAGGCUUCCUGUUGCACCCGGAGACGGGCGAAGAGCUUGAUCCCGAGAGCUUCUGCAACAACUUCGUGGAAGCUGUAGGAAAAGAAGCUGACCACGUACAGAUGAACGCACUCGCAAGCGCGCUGAAGGUCAACGUGAACGUCGCGUACCUCGACGGGCACAACGCGAAGGGGGAAGUCAACUUUGUGCCGUUCCAGAACGCGGCUUUCACGGUCACCCAUCCGGUCAACCUCCUGUACAGGCCCGGUCAUUACGACAUCCUGGACAAACGGGACGCAGAUCCCAUGGCGUCGCUUCUUGGGUGA
Molecule: messenger RNA, 807 nt
Organism: Epithele typhae
Lineage: Eukaryota; Fungi; Basidiomycota; Agaricomycetes; Polyporales; Epitheliaceae
Product: cysteine proteinase
Exons: 6
Biological process (GO): protein K48-linked deubiquitination
Cellular component (GO): nucleus
Molecular function (GO): cysteine-type deubiquitinase activity; ubiquitin binding
Source: RefSeq, a predicted model, not a curated record